Molecule: messenger RNA, 699 nt
Organism: Trichoderma breve
Lineage: Eukaryota; Fungi; Ascomycota; Sordariomycetes; Hypocreales; Hypocreaceae
Exons: 5
Coding region: 1-699 (232 amino acids)
Source: RefSeq, a predicted model, not a curated record
AUGGCGUCGUACCAUAGAGUUCUAAUGACCUUUGAUAGGUCAGUGACACAAAAGAGUGUAGAGUGCAAUUAUGAUAUCCACCCAUGGGAUGUGCUGAUAGAUGGGUCACGAUGGAAUGGAAAGAUAAGACUCGUCGGCUACGUCGAUGUGUUUUUUCUCAUCUGUUACUCAGGAGAGUCCCGCUUCGAGAAGGGCAUCAUUAUAUACAAGGAUGAUGAGAUCAUCCAAAAGUUGAUGGAAAGUGCGGGCGUGACACCAGAAGGUCUCGGCUUGCAGCUCAUGAACGAAAAGGAAGUCAAGGCAGCAGAAGGUGGAAGAAAAGAAGUGUUGAAAAAGUAUUUCGACUUCCAAUCAGUGAAAGGAGGUCUCGACUACACAAUCACAAGCCUCGGUCAUGAGGUGGGGGUUAAGACGGAAUACGAUGCCUCAACUUUGAGAAAAUACGUCAUCAAAAUUCGCAAAGGCAGAGAUUCUAUAAUGAAACCGAGAGUUCGGAGAGGGGUCAGUCAACAUGACCUCUUCGACCUCAUGCACGACGCGGUUCGGUUGGGAAUCAUCACGCAAGCCGAGCUUAUCGGUCAAAUCAUUGGAAAGACUAUCGGUGGAUCGACGAUGGAAGAUGUUACAUCGAAAUAUCUUGAUGCUUUGAUUGGAGCGAGGAACUCCAAGAAUGUUGCACUGGAGGCAGACAGACAAUGA